Molecule: messenger RNA, 2064 nt
Organism: Dicrocoelium dendriticum
Lineage: Eukaryota; Metazoa; Platyhelminthes; Trematoda; Plagiorchiida; Dicrocoeliidae
Source: the annotation of a GenBank genome assembly
UCCAUCUGAAUCUGCAUCUUAACGACUUUCGGUUUCCUCCUUGUCGGUCAAUUGCAGUUUUUGUGCGUGAUGUCUUUUUGAGGUUUUACUUUCAAAGGUCAGUCUCGGAUCAGUGUUUACAAGAGAGUCCUGCAAAAAAGUUGACUUUCGCCAAAUUUCACUUGAUUCAGAAUAUCUUGAAUCGCCGUAUUCCCCGGAAUUGGCGUUGCUGGAAAUUUUCUCAUGGAUCUCCGAUUUCCUGUACAUUCGCUCUGCGCAGCCAUGGAUUUACUAAAGGCUGAGAUUGCAAGAAAGCGUGACUACCUGGAAAGCAAUAAGCUUAUUGGGGAAACUAAAUACUUCAAGCGCUCUGCCUUGCUUCAAAAAGAAAAUGAGGAAUAUUUAGCCAAGUCAAAGCGAGCCAAAGAAUACGGAGAUGAUCAACGAGACGCUGACUUGUUUCAAAAGGCAUUGUUUAUUCUCCCUCAUUAUUUGUGUUUAGAAUGAAGAAGAGAACUUGCUACUUAAAAAGUUUGAGGAAAGGGGCCGAGAAGAACGAGAAAAGGGGAAGUUGAUGCCUCGCAAGGAGGUCAUUCGACUUCUUAGAGAGCGCAACCAACCAAUACGCCUUUUUGGUGAAAGUGACUAUGACACGUUUCAGCGGUUAAAACGCGUUCAGUUGCUGGAACCAGAAUCUAAAGGAAUGCGUAAUGAUCUAAUCGCAGCCCUUGACAAAGUCGAUGAUGCCGAAGACGAGGAGUUCUACAGUUCUGGCCGAGGCCGGACGGCUGCGGAGACACACGCAGCUGACGUGAAAACAAAGGAAAGUAUUCUGACCGAAGAAGAUAUUGACAAAAUGAAAUUAGAUUUAGCUUGCUACGUGGUCUAUCGCGAAGGGACUGCGACCGAUGAUGCCACAGCUACAGUGGUUGCAAUCAGUAAGCUAACGCCUACUACUAUCACUGGUGAACUCGAAUCCGACUUCCGUGAUAAGGUCACUGAACAUGUUCUACGCUAUUUGAAGUUUCUUCUUUCAAAGUGGGGUCAUACUCUAAAUGCCAGAUCGAAAGAGGAAAAGCUAUCCUAUUCGGGGAAAAUUGGUAGUGCAACUUACACACAGACUGUGGACUACAUCAAACCGCUUUUGAGAGCUUUGCAAGAAAAGUGCUGUCGAGAGGAUAUUCUGGACUCAUUGGUCAAAAUCGUCGCUCUGAUGAUGGACGGAAAUUAUUUGAAGGCCAACGACGCUUACCUUGAAUUAGCUAUUGGUAAUGCCCCUUGGCCUUUGGGGGUGACCAAUCAUGGUAUUCACUCCCGCACAGCUCAGGAGAAAAUUCACGCGAAAAAUGUGGCCCACGUCUUGAACGAUGAGACGCAGCGUAAAUACAUUCAAGCAAUCAAGCGGCUCAUGACCCAGUGCCAGAAAUACUUCCCUUCUGACCCAUCAAAAUGUGUGAAUUACAUGGGUUCCGGCUGAGCGACUGUUCUGGGAGUUUUCUGCGGGAGUUGUACAGUGUAUAGCCAAUUUCUGUUGGUUUCCAACUUCAGAGUGCUCCAAGCGGACCCAGUCACACUUUCUGAACCAUAAUCAUCCUGAUUGAUUGUUACGCUCUUCUUUUGCACAAGCGUUUGUCACACGAAUUUCUUUGAUACACCUUGUGUUAUGGGCGGCUGAUGCUUUGCUAAACUGUUCAUGAUACCCCUUUAACAGUUUUCUUCCGCCCGCCCAUACUUAUAUAAUUUAUUCUUUUUUCCAUCUCGCGAUAUUCUAUUUUAAUUUGAAUCACACACGUUAAUCGUGUUCCCUUCUCUCUUACGGCUCGUUGACGUUAGUACUCCUGCCUAAUCUCAAGUUUAUUAUUUUGUCUCACCACCUAUCCCUCUAUCACUUCUCCUUGAAGUAUUUCAAUUUCCUAUCGUAGUUAGGUGCAGUUUGUUUGGUGCUAUCGGCACCUACGCCCAAGAUACUAUUGAUUUACUGACUGCUCUCUACUCACCGAGCCUCACUUGUUGGCGUUCGUUUCAUCUCGCUUCCAAUUGUUGUGAUUAUAACUGAAUAAAAUAAAUAAGCAAUAUAUUCCUCGA